Messenger RNA from Sipha flava (yellow sugarcane aphid), 1538 nucleotides. Its product is annotated as soluble scavenger receptor cysteine-rich domain-containing protein SSC5D-like. Lineage: Eukaryota; Metazoa; Arthropoda; Insecta; Hemiptera; Aphididae. Bases 220 to 942 code for a protein of 240 amino acids. The record is from RefSeq and is a predicted model, not a curated record. The transcript is spliced from 2 exons.
CGUCGCUACUGGGGCCGUAUUAUGCAUGUAGUAUUAUAUUAUUAUUAUUAUUACUAUUAUUAUUAUUGUUAUUACCAUCAUCAUCAUCAUCAUCAUCGUCGUCGUCGUCAUCGUCAUGUCGCGUACCUAUUAUACUGCUGCACCGGUCGCGGUUGGUGUUGAGAUGUAGCGUUGCGCAUAGCAAGGCAUAGCAACUGCACACCGAUCGCGCGCUCAAUCAUGACGUCGAUUAACACGCGCAGGUCCUCGGUCACGUUGAUCCGCUGCUGCCGUUACCUGCCCGUCGUCGUCUUCGUCGUCGUGGCUGUCGCGGCCGCGGCACCGCGGUCUGACCACGAAGAAUUAGCGAGACCGACUGUCGACCACUCCGUUCGUCACCCGACCGCCGGUGAUCACGUACCCGGGCGAUCGCAACCCGGCGGCGUUCAGCGGACACGCCAGGACGUCCGCGACCCUCAGUCGUCCUCACCAGCCGGAUACGUUCAUUCCAACGCUACCACCGAGGAAUACGUUCAUUCCAACGCUACCACCGAGGAAUACAUUCAUUCCAACGCUACCACCGAGGAACCCGUUUCCACUACGGUUACCGCCGAUUCGUCUACGACGCCCGAUCCGGCUACGGUGACCGAUCCCAUUAUGGUGACCGAUCCGACUACGGUGACCGAUCCGACUUCGGUGACCGAUUCGACUACGGUGUCCGCCGAUUCGUCUACGGUGUCCGAUCCGUUCGCGGUACUCGACUCGACUGCGGUACCGAUUAUAGCGGCUACUACCGAAUCCGACAUGUCGUUGCAGAUCCCCAGUCCGCCGGGUCGUCACGACACACCGACCGCCAUUUCAACCACGCCAAUGCCGUCGUCCGUGUCUUCCGCCGCUUCGUGUCGGACGGUUUUUCUGAUACACUUCGCCGCCGUCUCCGCGGCUUCGUUGCUCACGGCGUAGACAAACACGCGCUGUUCGUCUGCUGCAUCGUGUUCGCACCGCCCAAGUAAGCCUCGCCAAACGCGUCCGGUUUUCUCUACGCAACGUUUAUCUCCCCUGACGUGUAAUUGCUUCCCUCCGAAUUCAAAUAUUGUCUGUGUCGACGUACAUCCAUAACGUGGCCAACAUCGUUUCCGCGAUGGCUUCACGGGUGACCUCCGAUGACAUUUCUGUCUCUUCGUCGUAAAUACGUUUUCAUUGGUUUCUUCUAUUUUCACAAAUCAGACAACCAAUACCAUCUGAUCAAUCGUUUUACGUGUACUUAUAGUACAUUAUAUUCUAUUUAAAAUGUAUUACCUUGUAAUUUUUCAAUAUUUUUUUUUUUUUUUACUGCGUUAUUAUUCUAUGCUUUCUAAUACAUAUACAAAUAUGGCAUCAUUCAAGAUGAUAUAUUGUAAAAAAUUAAUUUAUGAAUUAUUUCAAUGUAAAAUAGUUGUUGUUGAAAUAGUUGUUACAUCAAAUGAGCAGUAGUUAUCGUGGUGUCUAGUUUACGAGUAUUGUUCUUUUUACUUUUUUUUUAUGAUUUACUAAAUUUUGCAAUUAGUUUUAUUAAAAUU